This is a messenger RNA of Sorex fumeus (smoky shrew), 1935 nucleotides long. RefSeq names its product basic proline-rich protein-like. The coding region runs from base 1 to 1935 and encodes 644 amino acids. The record is from RefSeq and is a predicted model, not a curated record. The transcript has 3 exons. NCBI's taxonomy places the organism in Eukaryota, Metazoa, Chordata, Mammalia, Eulipotyphla, Soricidae.
AUGGUACAAAGACAGCCACCCAGCCCGGACCCGAGUGGGCGGGAGAAAGUGGACCAGAAGGCCGGAGCCCCUCGGGGUGUGCCACGGGGCGGUGGGAACCCCUGGAAGAGGGUGCCCCCGCAGCCGGCGCACCCCCGGACAGCCCCAGGACCCCCGCACCUGGUCGCUCCCCCGGGGCCCCGGGGCCCCGGGGCGGUGGAAACCCCCGCCCCGCCCGCGCGCCCUCCGCUCCCCAGGAAGUUCUGGGGUGUUCCCCGGGCACCCCGGGUGUCGCAGCUCCCGGGGCCGCCGCGCGGGGUUCCCGCAGGUGAGCGCCGAGCCGGGAUCCCGCGCGCGCAUCCCCGGGGCGCGCAGACGCGGGGGGCCGGGGGGCGGCAGGCGUCCAGGUCCCCCGGGCCGACGGCUGCGGUCAAGUGCGGCGGCCGGCGAGGCGGGAGCAGCCGCGGGACGCCCCCCACCCCCGGGGACCCCCCGGCGGCGGCGACCCCCACGCCACCCCACCCCCCCACCCCGCACCCCCGCCGGGACCCGCGCAUCCGAACCCGGGACUCCGGCCUCGGCGCCCCGGGCAGCCCCACGAGCUUUGUUAGUGGCCCGGGGGGGCCCGGCACCGCCGUCGGGCUCCCCCGCAGGGCCCCGCACCCGGGGGUCCCCCCCGCCCCGAACUCCCAGGGGCCCGGCCGCCCCGCCGCCAGCCGAGCCGCACCUGUGCCCGCCGCCGCCGCCGCGCCGCUCGCCCGCUCCCUCCGCCUGUGCCGGCGCGACUCCGAACCCCACACACAUCGCUACACACGGCCUCUGACGUCACCGGGCCCUCGGCCCGCCCACGUCACUGCGGAGACACACGGCUUCCCGCAGACGCCGCCGCCGCCGCCGUCUCCGGCCGCCCGGGGGAGACCGCCCCAGCCGGCUGUCUGGGCCGCCCGCGCCCCGCCCCCGCCCCACCCGCCGCGCGCUGGGGCCCGGCCAGACCCGGGGGCGCCCCGGCCCCGAGAGACGGGGGGAGGGGGCAGGGCGGCCGCGCCGUGCACUGGGCGCGACCCCGGCCGCCGGCGGGGCGGGGGCGGGGCCCGCGGGCAGAGCGCCGCCGCCCGAGGUCAGGCGCGGGCGACACCCGCCGCCUCCCACCCCGCCCCCCGCCCCGCUCCCCGCGCGCGCGGGGUCGCAGCUGGGCCGCCCCGCCCCGCCCCGGAGGCCGCCGGGUGGCCCCCGGGGUCCCUCUCCGCCCCCCGCCCCGCCAGCUGCUGGCGCGGCGCCGCGCCCGCCCCGCCCCGCCCCGCCGCCGCCGCCUCCGCCCAGACGCCGCCGGGCCCCGGGCUGACCCCGCCGCCGCCGCGCCGCAGGGACGGGUCGGCCGGGCCCGGCGCGACCCGGGUGGCCCCGCCGCCGCCCUCCCCGCCUCCCUCCCUCCCUCCCGGGCCCACGAGGAACGGAGGCGGCGAGCUGCACCGCGCUGCUCGGCGCGGCGGGGGCGCCGCCGUCUGCGGGCGCGGGCCGAGCCCCGGGGGGCGGCCCCGGCCCCCGCCCACGUCGCAACCCGGAGGAAACCCCCCCUGGGCUGCAAUGCAGCCCGCCGCCGCCGCGGAGCAGGAACUGAAACGGCGCCCGAGUCGCGGGCCGCCUUCCCCCCUCUCCCCUCCCUCCCUGGGGCCCCGCUGCGGCGCCCCCGCUUUUCCGCGCUCGGAGGUCGCUCCCCGGGAGCCCUCGGGGGCAGCCCCCCGGCCCGCCGCCUGCAAAGACGCCGCUGCUCGCACUUUUUUUUUCCUUUUUUUUCCCUCCCUGAAAGCUGGCCCGCAAAGCUCCGACCUCCCCUCCCUCCCGACUCCCCAGUUCCCGUCUCUGCGCCCCCGCCGCCGCUGCAGCCGAGCUCCGGGGUCGCGCCCCCUCGCCCGCCCGCCCCCCUCUCCUCUCGACUACCUCUUUUCCAGAACAUGA